UCCAUAUCUUCGUAUGAUGUCAAAUUGUGUAGUGAUAUCGAAAGUAUUUUGCAUAUAUAAAAACAUCUACAUUUGCAUAAGUAACUGAUAACAAUGAAUUUUAUUAUAUUAAAUUAACUUCUUACAAUACUAUUCUACACUGCUGCAAUUCUUCUCAAUGAUAAGCAUUUCAAACGUUCUAGUUCUGAACAUAUUUCUUUUUCGACGAUUAUCCGAAAAAGUUCCUAAAAAAUUGUCAUUAUAUGUGGAUCAGCAUUUAGCAUUUAACUUGAUUGGUCAUUGAGAAUCAGAGCUAAGAAAAAUAUGUCUUUCAAAAAGUAAAUAAUUUACUUCUAAGCCGAUCCAUUCCAUAAUCGAAGUAAGACGCUAGUAUAUUUGUAAGAUCAUGUCACUUUUGAGUGUAUUGAAAAGUUUGUGAUAGUGAAAUACGUUUAGAAAGGUUAUACAAAUUUUUCUUUUAUAUUGGAAAUGAUUGAUUUAAUUUCAUCGAGAGAUAACGUUUUCGUGUGGAGUGCAGAAGACUGGUUAAAACUUAGAAAAGAUUAUAGAAUAGUUGGUGAUUUAAUAGGUUGCCUUCCAAAAAAACCUAGGCAAGAUGUACUUUUAGGUCUUCCAUUGCUCCUACAACCAGAAGAAGUAUCUCUUCUACUUGAAAAAAAUAUUGUACGACUUGUACAGUAUCCAUGCUUUCAAAAACCACCAACUGAUUCAUUGAAACAAUCUUUUGAAGAAUAUAGGAAUAAGUUGUAUAUAGAACAAGAAGAAUGUUUAAGAAAAGAAAGAAAAAAACAGGUAAUUGGAGUGAUGGACAAAAUUAUAGAAGGAAAGAAACGGAAGAUACUUGGUAUAGAAACAAGAAAAAAAAAGGCAAAGAAAACAUUAGAUCCAAAAGUACAAGAAGCUCUUAAUAAUAUUGAGAUAAAUAGACAAGAUUUAUUAGAAGAAGAAAUGGCAAAAUUACCUAAACUAGAUAAAAGUGAUGCUCUAGUUCAAACUCAUACAGUAUACCCAUGGGUGGAUAAUGUUGAAGUAAUUGAAUGGAAAUACCCCUCCAAUAAUAGAGAAAAACUUCGAUAUAAAACAUAUAAAGAUCUAUGGGAAAGAGGAUAUUAUGUAACAAGUGGAGGAAAAUUUGGUGGAGAUUUUUUAGCAUAUCCUGGAGAUCCCAUUAUGUUUCAUUCUCAAUUUAUAGUUCAAUGCAAGGACAGAAAUGAAGAAAUUCCAAUAAUUGAACUGGCAGCUCAAUGUCGUAUUGCAUGCCAUGUUCGAAAGACACGUGUUUACGCAUUCUUUUCUGAAGAUCAAAAUAGUAUAACGUAUCAAUCGUUUCAAUGGGCAGAAAGUAAUAUACUCGAAAAUGGUUAAUGGCUUGUUAUAUACUAUCGAUUUUGGAAGGGGAAUAAACUGAGAAAUGUACUAUUUUCCUACUGUCAUCAAUUUGUACUUUUAAUUUAUAAAUGAAACGAAAGUAUAACUACAAUAUUUUAUCUACACAGUAUCAAUUAAAAUAAAUCUGUCAUGCAUUGGUUCAGGAAUAACAUUAAAA
This is a messenger RNA of Hylaeus volcanicus, 1546 nucleotides long. It is a transcript of the gene Tsen34, whose product is annotated as tRNA-splicing endonuclease subunit Sen34. Gene Ontology annotation, cellular component: tRNA-intron endonuclease complex. Lineage: Eukaryota; Metazoa; Arthropoda; Insecta; Hymenoptera; Colletidae. Gene Ontology annotation, molecular function: nucleic acid binding; tRNA-intron lyase activity. The coding region runs from base 469 to 1365 and encodes 298 amino acids. Gene Ontology annotation, biological process: tRNA-type intron splice site recognition and cleavage; tRNA splicing, via endonucleolytic cleavage and ligation. The record is from RefSeq and is a predicted model, not a curated record. The transcript has 6 exons.